UUUGCAAACCACUCCUCCUGAUCCUUUUAGUUUUCUGCCUACUUUUCAGUUUUUUGGUUUUGUGGCCUUUUGACCCUGUUACAUUACACAAUAAUGUCUCAAACUUGGAGUCAUGGUCUGUUUGGAUGCUUCUCCGACAUUGGAUUGUGUCUUGUUACAUUUUUGGUCCCUUGCUACACUAAUGGUCGCAAUGCAGAGGCCACUGGUGAGAGCUGCAUAAUGCACGCCAUAUACUUCCUUAUACCUUUGGUUGGGUUUUAUUGUCACGCAACCACUCGUGGGAAAAUAAGAGAAAAGAAGAACAUUGACGGUACAUUUUUCAAUGAUCUGCUAUGUUCUAUCUGCUGUGCAUAUUGUGCACUGAUACAAGAAGGGCAAGAGCUCUCACCGUCAAGUUUUUCAAUGGCCAGAGAAUAGAGUCCAUAAAGACAUGCACACACAGUAACAUUGAACUCUCAGUGAUACAUGCUGUAUGUAUACUAACAGAAUGUUGGGAUUUUAUUUUUUUGUGUGUGUGUGUGUUAUUUUGGUGUUUUAUUGCUUUUAUUGAUUUGUAUAGCUAUUUGCAAUAAUAAAAAUAAUAAUAGUAAUGAUAAUAAUAAUAAUAAUAAUAAUAAUAAUAAUCUUCCUCCAUCUCCCCCUGGGUUUUUUGUCUGUUUGUUUAUUUGGUUUCUUUGUCUUAUAAUAAUAAUAAUAAUAAUAAUAA
Molecule: messenger RNA, 706 nt
Organism: Amphimedon queenslandica
Lineage: Eukaryota; Metazoa; Porifera; Demospongiae; Haplosclerida; Niphatidae
Product: protein PLANT CADMIUM RESISTANCE 3-like
Exons: 3
Coding region: 94-417 (107 amino acids)
Source: RefSeq, a predicted model, not a curated record